Venturia canescens is the source of this 1487-nucleotide messenger RNA. Its product is annotated as uridine diphosphate glucose pyrophosphatase NUDT14-like. The transcript has 3 exons. NCBI's taxonomy places the organism in Eukaryota, Metazoa, Arthropoda, Insecta, Hymenoptera, Ichneumonidae. Gene Ontology annotation, molecular function: metal ion binding; UDP-sugar diphosphatase activity. The record is from RefSeq and is a predicted model, not a curated record. Bases 301 to 975 code for a protein of 224 amino acids. Gene Ontology annotation, biological process: ribose phosphate metabolic process; nucleoside phosphate metabolic process.
AAAAAAAAACAACGUGAUUACUGAUUGUGGUUAUUCUUAGCGAAGAUCGAAGGCGAUAUAAAUCAUUGAAUGAAAGACAACGAUCUCGAUGAUUAUCUAACAGGGGUUUUGUUGAUAUUUAUGCGGGUAAAUAGUUCCGAGUUCCGAAUGUCAUGCGCGAUGUAGUAGUGGAAGAGGUCGUCGCGAGCGUUGUGCAAGUUUUGUUAUCGUGCCUGUCACUCAACCGUAUCGCCAGAAAAGGAUUUCGUCAAUAGGUAGCCACUAUUACGUUAGAAACGAAGGAACAAAGUAAAUUGAAAAAUGGGCGAAAAAGCACAGCAGGAGAGAAACGAGAUAGUGCGUAAAAAAAUGCUCGAUCUUCGUGACUUUUCGAUCGGUCCAAUGCCUCAAAAUUCCCCGUGGCUAAGACCGGUUAGAAUCAGCUUUCAACAAGACGGUGUUCAGAAAGCGUGGGAUCUUAUGAGAGCUCACGAAAGUGUCAGCAUUCUUAUUUUCAAUACAACCCGAAAGAAAUUGGUAUUCGUCAGACAGUUCCGUCCUGCUGCUUAUUACGCUUGUAUACCCGAAACUAAAGGACCUGUGGACACCGAGAAGUAUCCACCUGUCAUGGGACUAACCCUCGAACUGUGCGCAGGCAUUGUUGACAAGGAUAAAUCUCUCGUUGAAAUUGCUCGGGACGAGUUGAGAGAAGAAUGUGGAUACGAGGCUCCUGCGUCUGCUUUUUCCAAAAUCGUCACUUACCGGAAUGUGUCAACAACUGCAACGAGACAUACGCUGUAUUACGUUGAAGUCACAGACGACAUGCAUGUUCACCCUGGUGGUGGCGCUGAAGAGGAAGAUGAAUUGAUCGAAGUGGUCGAUAUGAGCGUUCGAGAAUUGAAGAACUACAUAGAAUCCGACGAAGUUCAAAGUCCACCAGGAUUUUUAUUCGCGGCGCACUGGUUUUUGUCAAACAAGAAGGAGCAUUGUUCGUAGAAAAACAAAAUAACGUCCGUAAUUCCGCAGUACUUGUCUCAACGCAGAGUUAAAUAGUUAGUGAAUUAAACCUGAAGAACUAUUUCACGAAUUCUUUCGUUUUUAUUUACAAACGGGAAAAGGGAAUAAGGUAUUUACACGAGUGAGAGAAAGAGCUAAGGAAGGAGAAAGAGACGGGGUAGACAGACGUAAUUGAUAAAUUAGGCGUCAAGGAAAAUAAAAGAAGAAAAUAACCGAAGAUGGUUCAGUGAUCGUUGUCAUCCUUAGUGAAUUGAGAGCUCACCCAGGCGAGGCCCCACUUCAAAUUGGUCAGUAAAAAUUUGAGGGCUUUGGUCCACUGUUCCUCGGAAUUGAACUGUAUUCUGGAAGAUAAAAAAAGGAAACGAAUAUACAUGAUUAAAGAUUAAUUUAGCAAAAUAAACAUUGAAAUAGUAAAGGGGAGAAGAAAUGAUUUGCUGUGAUAAUAAAUGAAAGUGAAUACAUAAGAAAAAGAAAUAAAUUAUUUCAACAAA